ACCGCGCUCUCUCCCGGCAGUGGCUGCGCGUCUCAGCGCUUGUCGGGUCCCCACCCCUUUUAAAUAAGCCGGGCUGGUCGCCGCCUUCACAGACUAGUUGACUCCGGGGAGGCGGCGGCGGCGAGACAGCGGGGGUGCGGCCGGGGCCGGAGCCCUGCCCCGGGCCCGGCGGCGGGGCGGACAGGCGAGAGGCAGGCGAGGCCGCGUCUACAUGCGCGGCGCAGCCCCGGCAUAGCCCGGGGCUGCCCGUGCCCGCCGCGCCAUUGUUGGGGGAGGGGGCGGCUUCUGAGCUCGGCGGAGUCGGGGGCCGAGCGGAGGCGACGGCAGCGAGGAGCGGAGGCGCCCCAUGGGGAACACGCUGACCUGUUGCGUGUCCCCCAAUGCCAGCCCCAAGUUGGGCCGGCGCGCGGGGCCGGCGGAGCCAGACUACGAGUCUGAGGUCUACGAGGCGGCGGCCGGAGACGCGGUGGCAGUAGCACCGGCGCCGGCUGCCGUGGAACCCACCGAGUUGGAUUUCGGAGCGGGUGAAGGCCACCACCUGCAGCACAUCAGCGACCGGGAGAUGCCCGAAGACUUAGCUUUGGAAUCAAACCCAUCUGACCACCCAAGGGCAAGCACAAUUUUCCUGAGCAAAUCUCAAACGGACGUGCGAGAAAAGAGGAAGAGCAACCAUUUAAACCAUGUAUCUCCAGGGCAGCUUACUAAAAAGUAUAGCUCAUGCUCAACCAUAUUUCUAGAUGACAGCACAGUCAGCCAGCCUAAUCUUAGAACCACAAUAAAAUGUGUGACCUUAGCAAUAUAUUACCACAUAAAGAACAGAGAUGCCAAUAGAUCCUUGGAUAUUUUUGAUGAGAGAUCACAUCCACUCACACGAGAGAAGGUUCCAGAGGAGUACUUUAAGCAUGACCCUGAACACAAGUUCAUUUACAGAUUUGUUCGUACUCUUUUCAGUGCCGCACAACUGACUGCCGAAUGUGCAAUAGUGACUUUGGUUUACUUAGAAAGGCUUUUAACUUAUGCUGAGAUCGACAUUUGCCCCACUAACUGGAAAAGAAUUGUUUUGGGAGCCAUUCUUCUUGCCUCCAAGGUUUGGGACGAUCAGGCUGUUUGGAAUGUGGACUACUGCCAGAUCCUCAAGGACAUUACAGUUGAGGACAUGAAUGAGAUGGAAAGGCACUUUCUGGAGCUCCUUCAGUUUAAUAUUAAUGUUCCCGCCAGUGUUUAUGCCAAAUACUACUUUGACCUUCGCUCCUUAGCAGAUGACAACAACCUGAAUUUUCUAUUUGCUCCUCUUAGCAAAGAGCGAGCACAGAACCUAGAGGCCAUCUCCAGAUUGUGUGAAGACAAAUACAAAGACUUAUGCAGAGUUGCUGUGAGAAGGUCUUUCAGCGCUGAUAAUUUCAUUGGUAUUCAGCGCUCCAACGCCAUCCUCUCAUAAACAGAGAGAGGUGAGGGGUUGUAACAUCAUGAACCCCUUGUAACAAUGACUGGAGAAAUACCACCUCUCCUACUCAGAAACCAGCAAAGUUAGUAUUUUCACCUAACAGAAAGACACUGAAUUCAAGAGACUCACGGACAGCAAAGAUUAUGGUCAUAGGAAAAAACUGGACCUUGUCAAUGCAACACACUCUUCUGUCCUUUUUAAUGUAAACAGAGUUACAAAAACCACUCCAAAGCUAAAAGCUCCCAACCCACCCACAGAUAUUUGCUUACUAUGUAGGCCGAUAACUGUGAACUAUGUGAGGGUUUUUUUUAAUAGUUUAAAUUUUUAGACUUUAAAGACACUAACUAUAGAACUUUUACUUUUUCCUAUUUUUCUUGCCCAUAUUGCUGCAUAUUCCUUUAGAAUCAAUGCAGUAUUACUAUUCAAACAUGGGACUCCUAACAACUCAUAAAGCCACUUAGGAACAGACUGUUGUAGCAUUGUUAGGUUUUGAAGGAUUCUUCCUCCCUACUAUUUCAUUGAAGCUGCUAGUCAUUUUUGGCAAUCAGUUUAAACCAAAAAGCUGCUGAAUAACACUUGUCAUUCAGAUUUUUUGCAAGCACUACUUAUUAGCAUAUUAGCAUGUUUGGGAUCAUAAGCAGAAAGUAUGUUGUUACCUACAUCUAUUGGGUCCGUGCUGCAUUUCUUAACUCUAAUGGUGCUUCUCAUUUUCUGAUGAUUUUCCUCUUUGUUAAAUACUUGUAUUAAAGGAUAUUUUCAUAAUUCCAGCCAACCUGUUAGCCCAGGAAUAAGCAGAUAGUGAAAUAGAAGGUGUCCCAAAAGUCUUGGUGCAAUUUUAAGCUUUAAUACAGUGUGCUUGGACACUCCAAGACACUGCUGCAGAAGUAUAAAUGCUACAGACACAAAACAUCACUUGAAAGUGUACUUGAAUUUCUUCUAAACUCAUUUAAUUCUGUAAAUCUUAGAUGUUAAGCUUUUGAUUUUAAUUUUUUGUUUCAGCCCCUCUUGAAGAUGGCAAACAAUGGGCUGAAACAAAAAAUUAAAAUUGAGCUUAAUGUUUAAAAUUUACAAAACUUAAUGAAUUUAGAAGAAAUUCAAGUAAACUCUCAGGUGAUGUUUUAUAAGUUUGUAGCAUUUAUACUUCUACAAGUAUCAGAGCUUCAAAUUGCACAGAGACUUCAGGAGGAUAUCUUGUAUCUUUAUAGACCUGGCCGCCUCUUUUUAAAAUAGUCCUUUGCCUGGCUGGGCUGUUUCUCUGCUUGAGCACCUAAGUUUCUUUUUUCUAGGUUUGGUAAAGGAAUUAUGAACAGUAGCAUUAAUUCUCCUGUAAUAAAUUGGAAGGAAUUGGACCCUAAUAGUAGUGAUAGGAAAGUGAGUGAUGUGAAACAGCGUUUCUAUGCUGUGUGUUGACCUGGCUGUAGGUGUGUUCUGUUACUUGAGGAAAGAUAAAUCUUAGGAACCCUUACCUCAGGCUGUUUAAAACACAGGGUACCACUUAGCCACCAGGAAGCCCAUUAAAAGACAGGGAGGUCCAGUAAUCAGUCUUUUAGGAAAUUGGUAAUGAUGUCACCUAAACUUGAAACAUUAAAAAAAAAAAAAAAAGUGUUCUCAGCUAUGUAAAAUCUUUCUCCUCCCACCUUCUCAAAUGUAAUCCUAGGAAUUUUGCCUGUAAACAAAGCAUUUCUGGGCCAGAAAUACUUUCUCUCUUUAUAGCAAGGCUUUGCAUUAUAUUGAGUGCCACAGGUUCCAUCAUUUUUAAAGGACAGAGACAUAAAUGAUAAAUAAUGGAUAUAAAAUAUUACAAUCUACCACCUCAAAAAAUACUGUUUAUGGAGCUUGGAGAUUCAAGUAUUGAUUGCAGUUUUAUUUUGAAAAGAAUGCUACAACUUAUGUGGUUUUUCUUCCUCAUGUUUAUAUUAAAAGAAAAGCUAAUAAACUCUAUUUUAAUUAAAAUACAUGGCUGCUGUGUAACUUCUCACUGCUAACAUAUUAUGGUUCUGCCUAGCUCAAAUGUUUUCAAUCAGCUCUGAUAGGCCUUAAAGCAUUUUCCGACUGAUCAUUCAAAAGUUGUUUUGACCGUUGCCUUUAGUUAAGAGGUAGGCAUUUAUUCCUUUGGCUUAUGUUCUUUUCAACCAGAAGAUAAUUUAGUACACUUAAAACCACUGGCUGUAGUGCUCAGUGGUAUAGUGCAUUAGAUGGCACUUUGGAAUUGUGUGUUAUUGUACCAGAAGGAAAAAGCACAUUGGAAGAUAAAAGGUAAAACACAGAAAGAAAGGAAUUACAGAAAUACUGUUGAAUCAGAACAUGAGUUAUUUGAGGAUUUUCAAGCCAUUGAACAGGAAAGAAAAUGGAAGAAGAGGAAGUAGAAUUGCAGUUAUAAAGAGGGUGACUUUUAAACAAGCCAUGUAAUAUACCAAAUCACCAUAAGGUUUCUUUAAGACCCUAGUCACCGCACUCGAACAAUAUUCCAUCACUCCUGAUAGUAUUGCUGUGUUUUCAUCCACCUUAAUUCACUACCUAAGGUCAGAUCUUUUAACUUUAUUCUUGAUAAGCUGUUGAUUAGGAGAAAUGAUCUGAAUUAGUGCAGGAGGAGGAAAACUAUUGCAAAUCAUUGUUACUAAGAUAGUUUGUGCUGUGUAAUAUGCCAGUUACUAAGCAGAAAUGCUGACAUAGCUUGAGUGGUCAAAGGUUAAAAAAAAGUUGGGGUACACUGCUUGGACACGACUGUAGCUUCAAGACAAGUUAGUAGAAUCACUAAAAAUUGCUCUUUCAGUGUUAAUUCUAGAGACAAUAACAGCCAUUUUGAUAAAUGGGGAAAACUUAAAAGAUUUAAACAUCACUGAAAGUAGGUUCUCAUAAAUACUAUAGGGCAUGGAAACUAGUUCCUAGUAGGGGCAAUAGGGUAGUUUUGAGAUUCCAUACCCAGGAAGGGUUUAUUCCCUAAAGUACUAAGACUAUAAAAGAAAAUCUCAACUCAAAUUUAUUUUCAUUUUUAGUUUUUGGAAUAUACUGACUGCAAUUUUAACUGGAAUACUCUGAACUGAACUUUAUAAGGAAAAGACAAAAGGUUUCAAAUCUCUGUUUGACCCAAAUGAAAUUGUCAUUUUUCUACAUUAAAUUCACGUGGUUCACCCUAAGACAACUUAGGGCCCAGUGUUUUCUGAGUUUUUUCCAUCCUGUAUCUAUCAUGACCCUAUUCUAUUACAUCUACUCCUAAAGUACCCUGUAUGCCCAUUACUGAAAUUCAACAUUACUAAAUCCUGGUUUUAUAACAGCUCGUUUCAUUUGUUAGUUUUCCCAUUCUAUAAAAUAUACCAUUACUUGAUUUUUUUUAAAGUGCUGAAGUCAGUAUUUACUGGAAAAUGAUUCACUCUAUAUUUUAGGUUAUGCAAUGUUUUUGGAAGUGUGUACCUACAGCAUGUAGGUUACCUGAACUCUUUCAUCACACAAGCCUUCUAACCACAUGUAAAUGACUAGGACUGUUCCUCACCCAGAAGCUGUAGUCUUUGAGUACAGAGCUACUUGGUAAAGCACUUGACAGCUGGCAUAGCCUCUCUCAGGCAAGUACUAGUUUCUAUGCAGAAUCUGUAGGUUAUACCUAGCAUCUAUCAAGGAUUAGAUCACCUAAAAUCUUAACUGUUAGCCACUUAUCAACCUGGCCAGCCUGACACUGCCAGGAAAAAUAAAAAUCUAGCAGCGCUGCAGCAAAGUCUGGUCCCUUGUACACAAGUGCAGUCUGUGAUUUCUGAGGCAAUUUACACUAGUCUAAAUGGGUUUGGCAGAUGAGAGAACAUUUACUUAAUGUGAAACAAAUUUUAAGAAUACCAGUUUGUGGUUUAGGAUCUCUAGGAUGCAGAAAGAA
Molecule: messenger RNA, 5306 nt
Organism: Capra hircus (goat)
Lineage: Eukaryota; Metazoa; Chordata; Mammalia; Artiodactyla; Bovidae
Gene: CCNYL1
Product: cyclin Y like 1
Exons: 10
Coding region: 347-1438 (363 amino acids)
Biological process (GO): regulation of canonical Wnt signaling pathway; regulation of cyclin-dependent protein serine/threonine kinase activity
Cellular component (GO): plasma membrane
Molecular function (GO): protein kinase binding; cyclin-dependent protein serine/threonine kinase activator activity
Source: RefSeq, a predicted model, not a curated record